AUUUUUUUAGGAUUUUGAAAGAGUGGUGAGUUGACCGGCGAAAUUGCGCGAGCAAUGGAUGAUCCGUGGGAAUUGCCGAAUACGGUGAAGAGUAGCAUUCUGAUCGAAAAUAUUCCGUCUGGUGGUAAUCUUUCGGAUUUAUCGGCGAUUGAUCCAGGAUUCCCGCAAAAAGGUGCGAAUGAUCCUGUGCCGAACAGUGCUCGUUAUGCCGAUCAUGGCGGUUGGACGAGCCCUGAGUUCCGCGUUUCUCAACCGUCUGAUCUGAGAAACGUCCCGUCGAGGACUCCUAAAACCCAGCCACCGCGGCGUGUGAAUUUCAAUAAUACUACCGGGAGAAUUCUGGAGCCUCGUCGAUUUUCAUCCAAGGAGAACAGGAAUCCAACGGAAAACCUCCCAUUUGACCCUCCGACGGUGCAUCCAUCAUCUGAACAAGAAUUGGAAACCGGAUUAUUGCGUCAGCUGGUUGCCGACCAAAACAAGCGGCUGAAUGCUCUUCAAAAGCAGUUGCAGCAAUCUCUUAAACUACAGCAGACACAGCAGGAACAUUUCCAACAAGCGCUUCAACUGCUGGCUGUAAGGCAUGGGUCUGGGGCUUCGUCGUGUGGUUGUGCUUCUGGAGGUCCUUCCACCAAUUGCUGGACCGUGGCAAACGGAAAGAAAUCCAUUGCGACGCAAACGAGCAUCGUUGAAGGUCCGGAGUCAAAAACUGUGUUGUUGGGGGAACACAGAUCUGUUGGAUGUGGGACAGAAGAGCAAGGGAAACAAGUUGCUGUCGUUGAUAAUCCAUCGAAUGAGCAAUUCUACGAUAACAUUAUGGCACGUGUGGCUGAUUUUCUGCAUAAGUCCGGUAUCGCUCCUGUGAAGGAUCAAAUGGUUCCUCCGGGUGAUGAAUCGAAGAAAAAGAAAGCUAAAAAUAAGAAGAAGCGGAGCAAACAAGUGGAAGUUUCGCGUCAACCGGAAGACGCGGCUUUGGAAGCGACGUUAAGGAGGCUACGGGACUGUGGUGCCAGUUUUGUGGACAUGGACGAUCUUCGACGUGAAGCUGUCGCUGCUAUUCGCAAUGGGCCAGUGCACCCGGGGUAUCCCAAUGCUUUCGCCAAGCCCGAAUUUGGGCAUUGUUUACCUGCUCCGGGGAAGAGUAGGCGAGCUAAAUCUUCUGGUAAGCGAAAAGUUGCUCCCUCGUUGCGGCGACGAGGUGGAAUGGACGAAGUUGACGCAGCCGCAGGUCGCAUGAAGUACAUGUCAAUUUUGGUGAAUGACGGGAAACCAAGCAAGGAAGCGAGUAUUGAAAUUAGCGCUGUGGACAUGCAAUACGCGCACAGACAACAUCUUCGAUCCCCAGCAUUGCCGGGAUUCGCUGGAAACGCAAAUCGAUCACCGUGGCAAGCCAAUCACGAUCGAAUGAUUUCAUCUUCCGAUUACACCUCGUCGGAAAUGUCCGAGUCCGAUACUACAGAAGACAGUGAAGACGAAGAAAGCGACGAAGGGAAUCGAGCAUCAUCCGGUGAUCGAAGACCGAUUGUUGCAAAUCCUGCCUUGGGCGGGGAACACAAAUUCGUUGAGAUGUCGUGGUCUCCAGUAAUUAAAGUUCCUCUCAUGGAUGUGACCGCUGUGGUCUGGAAUUUCCAGCGUAUUUCCAAGUGCUCGGAUUUUGAGAUGCGGAUGAUGGAGUGUUACGAGGCUUACGGCAUGAGAAAGGGUGGGAUGAAUUGCAAAGAUUAUGUGGAUGAUUUCAUCGAGUGUACCCGUAACCAGAAACAGAUCGAACGGAAACUCACCAUGUUCCGUCAUCGUCAAGAUAAAAUGAGGAAGGGAGAAUUGACAAAGGAAGAUUAUCUGGAUCCUCCUCCGCUCGAUUCUUUCGAUGUUGUCGCUGGAACGGAGGAAGGCUGGAGUCAAACAGCAAAGAAAGCGUUGGAUGGGGAGGAAGACUUUGUUUGGAAUCUGCCUUUUGACAUCACAUUCAGGAGUACGAACCCUCAGGGUUGGCCUCAAAUCGUCUUAAGUACCUACGGUCUCGACUACUGGGGCAGAGACGUGGUCAGAGGCUACGGUUCGAUCCACCUCCCAGUAACCCCCGGAAGGUGUGUCAAGCGUAUCGCCAUGUUCGUGCCCGAAUCUGCAUCUCUUCUACAGCGUUUCGGCAGUUGGCUUACGGGCACUCGUCCGGAAUACGUCGACCCACGCGUUGUAGCUGGAGGCGAUGGCCGAGAAGUGACACGCGUGCGCACCCAAGGCGUGGCUACCGUCAAGUUCAAUACGAUGCUGAAGGAUUUCUCUGAAAUGGGCUAUGUUGGGGAACGUGGUGAACAAGUUCAAGCCGCCGUGCCGAAAGCGUUUAGAAACUUGAAGCCUGUGGAUAAGCCUGAUACGGACAAGUCAUCCGUGGCUUCUGUUUCUGUUCGCGGAGAUACUCCGUUGGAAUCCAUGUCCACGGAAAAGACCAGGCCGAAGCCUGAAAGAAGGCGGAAAAAAAGUGCUCCUAUCGCUGAUACUUUGGGUUUGCGCCGGUUUUGUGGUUUUUAUCGUUGUGGGUUUUUGAUCAGCCUCUUUGACCUUCUGUCGAUUCUUUGGAAAGGUUUCGAGAUGAAUUUCCGUUGUCGCGCUGUGUUGUAUUCCAUCAGACGCGCUUACGCGUUUCAUCACCACGUUUUGCCCCCGGCGGUGAAGUUGAAUGUAUCCCAACGGGCAUGUUUCCAUUUGUAUCCUUCGCUACGGAACGUAGAUGAGGUCAAGAAGGAUCCUUCUCCUGAGCGCCUUCCUCCCAUUUCCGACCUCCCACACAUUCUAUGGCCUAGUGUGUACAAGACGAUAAAAAAUUUCAUUUUGGCCACGUUCAUCAUUCGGCCGUACUUGGAUCAGGAUUUUUCUGCUUCCGAGUUCAUGAACGGCGCUAAACAGGCGCUGGUGAGCGUGUCUGACUUGUUGUCUCGAGGUAAAUUUGAAGAGAUGAAUGGGCUCGUCACUCCUGAAGCACUGCAGGAGAUCAAGGAGCGCGUUUCCAGCAUGUCAAUGCAACAGCGCACUUCUCUCAAGGUUGAAGAUACUGAUGUGUACCUGUCCUUUCCGUACCAGAUCGGGAUGAUCAUCUAUGAUGAAACUUCUGGAAUCCAAAAAAGAUUUGUGGAGGUGACGGUGGCAUAUCAUGUGUUCCGAGGAUUGCAUACUCUUUUGGAUUCCGGGAACGUUCCGAGAGAUCCCAUGAGCAGUCCGGAGCACAGGAAAAACAUCAUGGUUUGCAAUUACAGAACAACCCGAGUUUCACUGCGCAUAGAACAACCCGAGUUAGAGCUGACCAUGUUUGCUUUCCAGAUGGAUAUUCAAAUGGUGCCGUCGAUCAGCUCUGUACAGAGAAUGGCGCUUUAUGAAACAAAAGCGAGAUUUUACCUAGUGGGUUCAAAUCAAAACCAGAACGCCUUCAGGGUUCUGAAGAUAGAUCGCACGGAACCAGAGGAUUUGAUCAUUAUGGACGACAAGGUUAAAUACAGUCAAGAAGAGAUCAGGAAUUUGUUGAAUAUGAUCGACAGUGGGAAUAAAUCCAGAGAUACUCAACUGAGUGGCCGUGGAGUUCAAGGGGGACUGAGCAAGUGUGUAUCUGCUUUUGGAAUUUUCGGUUUCAUACGAUUUUGUGAGGGAUAUUAUCUAAUUUUGAUCACGAAGCGGAGGAAAAUUGCUGCGAUUGGCUACAAUACGAUUUACAAAAUUGAGGACACCAGAAUGAUCAGAAUUCCAAAUGAUUCUGUUCGCCAAUCACACCCUGACGAGCCGAAAUACCUUCGUCUUUUUCAGAGCAUCGAUUUGUCGUCCAACUUUUAUUUCAGUUACAGUUACGAUUUAAGCCACACAUUGCAGUACAACCUCUCACCCGCUCGAAGAAUUCUUGUGCCAUCGCAUCUGGUUGACGCGUACAACGUAGCGGAUAAAUCUGAUCCAAAAGUUAAGAUGCGAAGGGUUGAGAAAAAUUCCCACCAUGGAUUCCAGUGCAAUUUUGGCGCGUUCGAAGAGCUUUUUGACAGUUUGCAGACUGUCCUCCGCAAGCAAAAUCCCAAUCGAGACGCUUCGAAAGAGAGAGAAAAGAUUGCUGCGGUGGUGAACGUGCCGAACAAUUCCUUCGUUUGGAACGCUGCUUUGAUGCAGCCCGCUGUAGACGCCGGAGUGCAUUCCGACUGGGUUCUACCGAUUACCCACGGGUUCGUCGGCCAGUCGAAUGUGUCGAUCUUCGGUCGUUGCUUCUACCUGACACUGGUGGCGAGGCGGUCCACUCGAUAUGCUGGCACGCGGUACUUGAAGCGAGGAGCUAAUAUUCAUGGUGAUGUAGCGAAUGAAGUUGAAACUGAACAAAUUCUGCAAGAUGCAGCAUUAUCGAAGUUGGGUGGCAUUAACGGAGCUCGUGUGACGUCUUUUGUCCAACUUCGUGGAUCAAUUCCUGGUUUAUGGAGUCAAGAUAUCUCGAAGAUGGUUCCAAAGCCGCCGAUCAUCUUUCACCUUGCAGAUCCGUAUUCUCAAAUUGCUGGUGCGCAUUUCAACAAACUGUUGAAAAACUAUGGCAGUCCCGUUGUGGCCGUGAACCUUGUGAAAAAGAAGGAGAAAAAGCGCCAGGAAACUCAACUGAGUGAGGAGUUCAGCUUCGCGAUACAAAAUCUCAACAUGUUUCUUCCGAGUCCGCAUGAAAUCCAGUACGUCGCCCUUGACAUGGCAAGAAUCAACAAGAUGAAAGCCAACGUAAUGUCAAGACUAGCAUCGAUUGGACACCAUUGCGUAAAGCGAACUGGAAUUUACUUUUCUCAUGAAUCUUAUAAGGCACAUGAAGCAAAUCCUGACCCACGGUAUAAGAGUAUGGAGAUUAGGAGGAGUUUUUAUGCCAGUGGUCGGCAAACCGGAGUAGUUCGAGUGAAUUGCGUCGAUUGUUUAGACCGGACGAACACGGCCCAGUUCGCGAUCGGAAAAUGCGCUUUGGCGUAUCAGUUUUAUGCCUUGGGCGUGACUCAGCGUCCGGAGCUGGAAUUCGACUCGGACUGCGUCCGCAUGCUUGAAAUGUUGUACGAGGACCACGGAGAUGUCUUGGCCUUACAGUACGGCGGGUCCCAACUGGUUCACCGCAUUCAAACGUAUCGCAGAACCGCUCCGUGGACAGCCCAAGGCUCGGAUAUUAUGCAAACCUUAUCCAGAUACUAUUCGAACACAUUUUCCGACAACGACAAGCAGAAUUCCAUCAACUUGCUGCUGGGUGUUUUUCGGCCUUCAAAAGGCAAGCCGGCGAUUUGGGACAUGAGCUCAGAUGUGCACUUGCAUAAUGACUUGCUGUCAGCUUCCGGUAAAAGUUGCUCCCAGUGGUGGGAUAACGACGUGAUGGAAUGUUCGCCGCUCGCCGCGGCUGAGGAACAGAAGCUGUGCUGUGUUGUUGACCUGCCGGACUCCUUACUCAGCGAUGAUGUGGAUGGAUAUUCUGAUUUCUACCGUCCAAACGAACUCGCGGUUUUGUCUGACCUCUUCACUUGGACCAUGAGCCAUUCAUCCAGGGACUUCAUGCCGAAUUUCACGACAGAUUUCAGUCCGUUCUCCGUCCGCGUGCGUCCGGGGAAACGAGCGGAAGCCAAUCCAGGCGCAGUUCGGAAUCCCUCGGUGACCGGACAAAGUUCCUUAUCCUUGACCCCUUCCAGCAACAGUUCGAGCUCCGACUCCGAAGCCAGCAGCGAAGAUGGAAUGGGUUCCUCGGACGAGGAAUGUCGCAUCGUGAGUUACACAGAGCCCGCCAAGGAACGCGUCACGCUGUCGUCGUUUUGCCCAGACGGGAAAGCCGUGUAUGGGAACCUGGUGAAGGACCUGAAACGCAGUGAUGCCCAGCUGUACGAAAAGUUCGCAGCUGUGGCAGCCCUCUCGAAACCGAUGGAAAAAGCUUCAAAUGCGGGCAUUGUUAUCGAUAACUUCGACGACCUGUUUCUUGUCAAGUCGAAGUUCACACGUGACUCCACAGACUGGAAGCCCGUGUCAGUCUCUGAAAAGUCCAGAUCCGUCUACGAAAAGUACAUCGCCACUGGUUUGGAAGGGCCACAAAAGCCGACUGUCAGAGACAUGUACAUUUAUGAGGCGUAUUGCAAAGGAUCUCUGAGGGACAACGACGUGAUUUAGCGGUUCCGUGACGAACGAGGUUCUCAAAAGUUUGCGAAUUCCGUGGAUUUUUGUUCGACGAGGAAUCCCGCAGCUAAUUUUCGGAAUGUGGGUAUUUUUUCAAGGAUGAUUUAUAUAGUGAGCUGUGGAGGAAUUCUCUGUGAGUCGGACGAAAUAAUCGCAAUUAAAAAGUUCUAGGCAUUUUUUGACCCGAGCUGGUUUAGAAAAAUUCGUAACGGUAUCAAUUCCAAGGCCACGUGGAUGUAAAAAGAGCUGGACAACUGGAUAAACAUAUGGAGUUUAAAAUUUUUAAUUUUAGUACUGCAGUACAUGAAGUGAUACUUGCCGUACAAUUUUUUCCAUUUUGAGAAACCCGAUUUAAUUAUUUAUUCAACAUAUUUUCACGUGAUUGGCAGCCAACUUGUUUGACGAAUGAUGUCAGCUAUUUGAUCCUCGACGAGUAAUCAAAGCAAUCCUUAAAUUUAUCCUUCAACUCAUUUCUUUGAAAUGACUUAUGGUAUUUCGAGAGUUGAGGCUUUAAGGCCGAGAUGAGUUGUCUUCUCCGAAAGUGGCAUUUCACCGCUGUAAGUUCGGGAUUAUUCAUAUUUGCUCAUAAGUGCAAUAUGGGUAUUUGACGCUGAAGUUCGAUUGAAAACUAUUUUCUCAUCCACGCAUCCCCAUCAUUUUCUGUUGAGAUCCAAUUUUACAGAAAAUCUUUUGAAUAAAUACGUUCUCUCGUGAAAGCUGGGAAAUAUCGUUCGAUGUUUCCUCGCAAUUAUUUUGCAAAAUUUGGACCAAAUUAUACUCUUGCUCCGAUCAGAUGUUGGAAAAGCUGUGUGUUGGCAUUUUUGCGUCCGUCCUUCUGUGUGACGUAUGAUUAUUCUAGCCAUAAUCCUACCUAUCGUUUCUUCCUUCCAUCCGCAACCUCUUUUCAAAUGCUGUAUUGCAUUCAUGGCUUACUCUCUCAUCGUUUUUUUUUUUUUUGAACGCACAGAUCACCAAGCUUCAAUGAAAGAACGAAAGAAUAUGGAAAAGUUGCAUUUUAUGGUGGAACCCCAUUCCGCUUCUUCUAUUUUUUUUCAAUGUGUAUGUUGCGUCUUUUCUUUGUGUGUGAGUCCUUCUUUCUUGCAUUUUUAUUUUAUUUUACUUUUUUCGAGGAUAGUUAGCAUAUGCUUGCGUGUUACUCGCCUGAACAUGGUUAGCGUCAAGGUGUGACGAAACUAUUCCACGUUUGAAAUUCGUGAACCCCGGCGGGUUUGUGAACCCGCGGACCAGGGUCAAUAGUCGGAAGUGUGAUGGAGGAUUCCGUAUUACUGUAUAAAAAAGGAAGAAACCAAAAACGCUGUGAUGUCCGGGUGCUCUGCCUGAUUAGCAUACGCCUGAGGGGAGUGAGCAGCAUGCCUUUAACGGUGGACGGGAUUCUUUUUUCUUAAGCGUAAUAAAAGCGUCGUGUGAGACAAUGAAGCUUUGAUUUUGUUCGUCCCGUUUUUCGUGACCGGAGUUCGGUGCGUCCCAAUGCAGCGUGUACCGAAAACAAUUAAAAGCAUAAUAGAACUGGACUUGAGCUGAAGCAUUUCCAAGACCACGAUUUCCGUGUAGAACAGCGUUUGUGCGGAAUAGUACAGUUUGUCAGUGUUGAACAACGAUGUGUAGUUAAUUUGUUGGG
Messenger RNA from Notodromas monacha, 7774 nucleotides. NCBI's taxonomy places the organism in Eukaryota, Metazoa, Arthropoda, Ostracoda, Podocopida, Cyprididae. The record is from the annotation of a GenBank genome assembly.